CGUGCGAUGAGGGCCCCCUUCGGGAAGCGCCGGCUGCCCCCCCAGGCACAGCCGCCACUGGCCACCCAGAGGAGAGGGGUGAAAAGGAGGAAGAUGGCUGACAAGGUCCUGCCACAGAGGAUCCGGGAACUGGUCCCAGAAUCCCAGGCCUACAUGGACCUCCUCGCCUUUGAGCGCAAGCUGGACCAAACCAUCGCUCGGAAGAGGAUGGAGAUUCAGGAGGCCAUUAAGAAACCGCUGACGCAAAAGCGGAAGCUGAGGAUUUACAUCUCCAACACUUUCACCCCAGCCAAAGAAGAAGGGGAGGGUGGUGAGCGUGUGGCCUCCUGGGAGCUACGUGUGGAGGGCAAACUGCUGGAGGACUGGCACCGGCUGCCCACAACCCAGGAGACUGAUGGCUUCCAAGUGAAGCGUCCCGGCGACGUCAAUGUGAAAUGCACUCUGCUGCUCAUGCUGGAUCACCAGCCACCACAGUACAAACUGGACCCUCGCCUGGCUCGCCUGCUCGGGGUGCACACACAGACCCGCGCCAGCAUCAUGCAGGCGCUCUGGCUCUACAUCAAGCACAACAAGCUGCAGGACAGUCAUGAGAAGGAGUACAUCAACUGCAACCGCUACUUCCGCCAGAUCUUUAACUGUGUCCGCAUGCGCUUCUCCGAGAUCCCCAUGAAGCUGGCGGGGCUCCUGCAGCACCCAGAUCCCAUCAUCAUCAACCACACCAUCAGCGUGGACCCCAACGACCAGAAGAAGACGGCCUGCUACGACAUCGACGUGGAGGUGGAUGAUCCCCUGAAAGCUCAGAUGAGCAACUUCCUGGCUUCCACCACCAACCAGCAGGAGAUCGCCUCCCUGGAUGCCAAGGUGCGG
Messenger RNA from Pygoscelis adeliae (Adelie penguin), 867 nucleotides. It is a transcript of the gene SMARCD2, whose product is annotated as SWI/SNF related, matrix associated, actin dependent regulator of chromatin, subfamily d, member 2. The annotation marks the transcript as partial. The record is from RefSeq and is a predicted model, not a curated record. NCBI's taxonomy places the organism in Eukaryota, Metazoa, Chordata, Aves, Sphenisciformes, Spheniscidae. The transcript is spliced from 8 exons. Gene Ontology annotation, cellular component: nucleus; SWI/SNF complex. Gene Ontology annotation, biological process: regulation of transcription by RNA polymerase II.